Messenger RNA from Spodoptera litura, 553 nucleotides. RefSeq names its product ovomucoid-like. The record is from RefSeq and is a predicted model, not a curated record. Lineage: Eukaryota; Metazoa; Arthropoda; Insecta; Lepidoptera; Noctuidae. Gene Ontology annotation, molecular function: protein binding.
GCAGUGACGUGUAUUUCAAUAUUUUACAGUUUGGCUGUUUUAGUGGGUUAUAAUGAGUUGAUGAAAAAGAUGAAGUGGUCUUUCGGAUUAUUGUUGGUGCUGGGUGUACACUCUAUACUGGCCGACAAUGAAGACCCAUACGUACAAAGUAAUGAACCAAAUGAAGAUGAAGGAAGAGACGGCGGUGACGACUGUGACUGUCCUGAAAUGAAAAGGCUGCUGUGUGGCACUGACGGGGUGACGUACUUCAACCUUUGCAAGCUCCUUUGUGCCAGUGACAAGGAUUCUAGCAUCAGCAUGAAGUACCCUGGAAGGUGUUAUUAAGUGAUAGGAUAGGCUUCUCAACAUCUUGUAAGAUGUUUCAAGGUGAAAUAUGAUAGACCAACUAAUAACGAGAGCUUUAUACAAAAUAGCCAUUUAAAAAACCGUGUCUUAUGCGACUUGGCAUAAACGAUUUAACCUAAAAUUCGAGUCAGCGUAGUUUAAAUUACUAAUGACGAAAUGGUGGUCGAUUAUUACAGUGAUAUUACAUUUAUAUACUGAAAAAUAAAAU